AUGAUAACCAAGUUCACCAAGGGCGGCUCCGGCUUCAUGCAAGCCCCCAACUACGCGGCGUGCGACACUCGCAUUCUCGCUAUCAUCGGCCGCGGCGCGGCCGUCGUAGACAACUCAGCGGAGGACCUCACCGUGCCUCUGAUUAUGCCACCUUGGCCUAGACUGCACGACCCUCGUAGUCGCCGUAGAGUGGUGAGAGCCGUUACGCAGACGUACAUACGUACCGCGGCUGAAAUGGGCAUUCCUCCUCGUGACUUUCCAGAGCGCACUGGACUGUCCAACGACAACGUCAUCAACCGUCCCCGUCGCACGCCUAUCAAGCGGGCUCGUCUGGGCAGUAAGCGCCCGGCCAUGGCUGGUUGCAGCGGCAGCGACGGCUUAGACAGAGAUAUGCAGCGCGGGGGACAUACGCAGGGGGGAAGCGACGUGCACACACAGGGACACGUCUCCAACACGGUCAAGCCGAACACCCCAGACGCCACGCCCGUUAAGGGUCGUCGUGCAGGUCGUCGCAUGCAGAAGACCAGUGCCACCCUGGUGAAGUCCAACGGCGCGGGGGGUGUGGGGAAACGGGGAGUUGCGGAGCCUUCGACUGGGAAGCAGGUCCGCCUUGGCGCGUACAUGGAUGAGAAGGACGCGGCUUACGCGUACGCGGCUGGAGCGUGUGUGAUCAGGAGGAAGGACCACUUCCCCAAGGUGAUGGCGUUGACAGACACGGAGAUGGCUGCAUUGGAGGGAGCAAUAGUGGAUGACGUGAGGCAUCUUGUACAGAAGCGCCAGUGGUACAGGUGGAGGGAGUGGCGUAAAGCCAUGAACGACAUUGGUGUUUUGCCAGGAACGCUCUUCAAGCCGGAGCCAGGUGCGGAGUCACUUCCACCUAAAGUAGAGGUAGCUGAUAGCGAGACACGGGAUGCUGAAGCAGAUGAGGAUCUUGUGAGCGAGGAGGACAAUAGGGAACAAGACAGUGAUGGGGGUAUUGAGUGCACGCAGGCCCAGUAA
Closterium sp. NIES-65 is the source of this 999-nucleotide messenger RNA. NCBI's taxonomy places the organism in Eukaryota, Viridiplantae, Streptophyta, Zygnematophyceae, Desmidiales, Closteriaceae. The record is from the annotation of a GenBank genome assembly.